Messenger RNA from Rhizophagus irregularis DAOM 181602=DAOM 197198, 1061 nucleotides. NCBI's taxonomy places the organism in Eukaryota, Fungi, Glomeromycota, Glomeromycetes, Glomerales, Glomeraceae. The record is from RefSeq and is a predicted model, not a curated record.
GGAGACUCUUUCUGAUGAUCAUUCUGCUCAAAUUUUCAGCGGAAGGAAAAACGUCUUUUACGAGUUUUUUUAUUAAUAAAACAUAAAUAAAAAACCUCAAAAAUGGAGUCAGCAUACAAAUUUACAGAAUAUAGAUAUAGGUUUCUGAAAGAAACAAAAAAUAUUUUCAGUGCGAACUCAAGGACUACAGCAAAAAGCCAAGAAAGAGUACCAAGAGACGGCGGUCUCAGCAAAACUGAACAGAGCUUCCUGGAGUCGAUACGGAAUGACGCUGUACGAAAAAAAGAGACUAUACAAGAAAUAGUUUUAAAGUGUUCAGCAACGACUUUCGACGUCUAUAUAGACAAAAUAAAAAGACUCUCAUGGGAAAAUUCAAAGUUGCGAGAAGAGCUGCGGAGGCAAGAUCACAUGAUGGACAAGAAAGGCAAGUUGGAGAACACACAAGAACGAAUAAUAUCGCAGAAAAAUGAGCAAAUAAGGAAAAUUUCACAAGAAGUAGAGAAAACGAGAUCAGAACUAAAUAAGGUUAAAACUGGCGUCAACAAAGAAAUCGAUCAGCCGAAGAAAUCCAAAAAAGGCAGAUCGACAUCAAACAGGAGAAAACAGGAAGAAAUUUUAGAGAUACCAGUUUUACCCAAAAAUACCAGUAAUGAUCAGCAGGCCAAGAAGGCACGUGACAUAUUUUUCUACGAUAUACCAAAAUAUUGGAGUGAGGACGACGUAAGAACAAAUCUGAUGAAGAUAGGAACAGUUUAUAGACUGCAAAUUCGAGGACAAUACAAAUACAAAACCAUUAAGGCAAAAAUCGCUUUGAACGAAAAUUUCGAAAAAACGUUCUUGGAUGGACAUUUCGGUAUUUGUAUUAGCAAAAACUUUAUCAGAUGGUACGACGCGAAAUUAGGGAUGAAAGGACGACAAGAGCGGGAUCAAUGGCAGACUGUGAGAGAUCUAACUAAUGAGGAAAUGGAAUCCAUAAAGAAGGGAAAUACAUACAACUUCACGAAAAAACUGCAACAAACUUCCAAGACGGCGUUCAUUAAAAUUAUCAAAAUCACAAAAAA